Molecule: messenger RNA, 2046 nt
Organism: Colletotrichum karsti
Lineage: Eukaryota; Fungi; Ascomycota; Sordariomycetes; Glomerellales; Glomerellaceae
Exons: 2
Coding region: 1-2046 (681 amino acids)
Source: RefSeq, a predicted model, not a curated record
AUGCCGGACCCAUGGCGCCAGCUACGCUCCUUCGUUUUCCUCAGCGAUGAAGAGAUGGGAAAGAAGGAUGACGACCACAACCGCGGCAGCGCCAACGGAAACCCCAUGCUGCUACGAAACCGAAAUCCCCAAUGGCAACCCGCCGCCAAGAUGCCAUCCCGCCGCCUCUUCCGACGCAUCGCAUACCUCUUCAUCAUCGCCGGAGCCCUUUGGUACUUUCUAGGCGACCUCUCCUUCAGCUUUGGCGAGCGACGCCCCAACUACAUCUACCCAUACACCGACGGUUCUCGAGACCACAUACCAAACCCGAUCCGCGAUGGUCCUCACCGACUCAGUGGCGGUCGCAAAGCCAAACCCGGCACGCCUAUGCCCUCAAUCUCCGAGCAUGACUACAACGGCCCGGUCAAGUUCCACCGUCUUGCGUCGUCGCUGCAUGCGAUUGCCGCGACGAAGGGCUCGCUGGCGGUCAAUCAGAACGUUCUCUUCGCUGCUGCGAGCCUGCGGAGCGCGUCGACACUGCUGCCGUUCGCCUGCCAGAUGGGCAUGGAGCUGAGGAGCUACGUGCACUUUGCCGUCAUGGGCCGGAGCGAAAUUGAGUUGGACGAUAUCAAGAAGAUCAAUGGGAUAGACGAUUCUUGCUACAUCAUUUGGCACGACGCCCGCGCCGACUUUUCCUCUCUAUCGACGGACACUCGCCUCGAGAUAUCGGCGAUCCGAGGACUGCGAAGUAUCCACAGCUUCAUGCACCCUCAAGCUAUAAUUGUAGACGGAACAGAUGACGAGUUGUUUCCUUUCUUGAAGGGCAUGCGGUCAGAAACGGGCGCGCUGAAGAUCCCUCUCAUCGAGCUUCCGAAGGACGCUUCAAAGCACCUGUCGUGGCUACCGAAGCUUGACAGCCCCUCUCUCGCAGCGUGGAACCAAGUUAGCGUUGAUAUCCUGAUUCAAGCCCCCGCCAGUGGCUCCGGUAGCCUGUUGCGGCUGCUUAGGUCGCUCAACGAUGUCGACUUCACGGCUUUCACAAUCCCCCACCUCACCAUUGAACUGCCCCAAGACAUUGAACCUGCGACAGCCAAAUUUCUGGAAACCUUUCACUGGCCACCGCCGCAUGUGGCAAACCCGGGUCGCGUACAAAUGCUCUCGCUGAGACACAGGAUUCCUCGGCAGCGUAUGACGGAGGAGGAGAGUUCCAUUCGUUUCCUGGAGUCGUUCUGGCCAACGACGCCCAAAUACUCUCACAUACUUGUUCUUUCACCGCAGGCGGAGUUAGCUCCGGGGUUCUUCCAUUAUCUCAAAUACUCUCUCUUAGAGUACCGCUACUCGGCAUAUUCAACGCUCUCAAAGUGGGAUCAACGACUUCUCGGAAUCAGCAUGACUUCGCCUUCCACCAACUUGGACGGCAGAAGUCAAUUCGCAGAACCGAUUUCCGAUGGCCCGGACGACACGGGCUCUUUUUACUUGUGGCAGGCCCCCAACAGCAACGCCAUGCUCUUUUUCGGGGACAAGUGGGUAGAAUUGCAUGGUCUGGUCUCCGAAGUAGACGCCCUGAAGGCUGCGCGCGACCCCAAGGACGUUCCGGAUAUGGUGACGACGAAGGAAGUGAGCAAAAUGUUCCCCUCAUGGCUGGAGCACGUCUUGCGUUUAUCACGGCUCAGAGGCUACUUCACGGUAUACCCCAGCUCCGAGACAGGAGCUACGGUAGCGAGAGUCCACAACGAACUUUACCUGGGCCCUGAAGAGUACCAACAGGAAACUGGCGAAAGAGAGAAGCUGAGGGCGAACCUGGCCGAGGCCAUUUCCGACUCGCUCGUGCACACAUUCGACACGCUUCCGAACAACGGCACCCUUACGCCUUGCAAAGAUCUCCCGAUCCUGGGGUGGCAGGGCGAUAGCACGAGUCUGCGAGACGUGUACCAGCGUGCUGUGGAGUACAUGUUUGCAUGGCGCCAGCUGGUCGGCGGGUGCAGCCGAGAGGAGAUGCAGCGGGAUCACAUCGAUGGGUCCGCAAGAGACCUGUUUUGCACGCCUGACGGCAAGCUCAAGGGAUAA